AUGAAUAUCUACGAUCCUAACAAUCAACAUCUUGGUGCAUCCAUUCUUUUCAAGAGUGCCAGCAACAGCAGUCUCUCACACUUGCCGGUUGAGUUGAUCGACAUGGUCCUUUCGCACUUAGAUACAUCAGCACUUUUCCGUUUGUGUCAUGUCAACCGAUAUCUUCGUGCUCUUGCACAACCACGCCUUUUCCAUCAUGCACAACAAGUGACCAUGCGAUUAUGGAUUUGCCAACCACACGUUGUUUCGCAUAAGCCGAUUGAUUUUGUAUGGUCACAUUGUGACUCAGAACGUAAUCGCAUGGUCUUUGUGCCGCAGCAAGAUGAAGCAGUUUUACCACUUCAACCUGCACUACCCCCUCCUCAGAUUGAUGGAUGCACCGUACUUGUGAAGAUGGGCAAUUCGAAACGUAUCUAUAGCAUUUCAUACAAGGAUCGAGUGGUGUCUGUGCCAGUGGAUAUCGAUUCUACAAAAGAAAACCAAGUUGUUUACAAGGGGGAUAAGGAUGGCGAACAAGAUUUGUCCUACGCUUGUGGAUGGAAGUUGCGAUACAAUGUACAACAACAACAACAACGCAAAGCAGUGGUUCCAUGCACCUUUGAAUGUGAUAUGGAUUUACUUGAUCCACAAGUGUUGUCGUCACCUACACCCAUUCCAGCAAGUGAUAAGAUUGGCCCCGAACAUGCAUUACCAUCAUCCCAUCAUCCCAUCGAGGAAAACAAAAAACAACAAGCCGAUCCCUUUUCUCGUAUCUUACCCAAUCUCUUUGUCGCUCAUGCAUGA
This is a messenger RNA of Lichtheimia ornata, 783 nucleotides long. RefSeq lists its product as uncharacterized. NCBI's taxonomy places the organism in Eukaryota, Fungi, Mucoromycota, Mucoromycetes, Mucorales, Lichtheimiaceae. Gene Ontology annotation, molecular function: protein binding. The record is from RefSeq and is a predicted model, not a curated record. The coding region runs from base 1 to 783 and encodes 260 amino acids. The transcript is spliced from 2 exons.